This is a messenger RNA of Diprion similis, 7774 nucleotides long. Its product is annotated as serine/threonine-protein kinase ATR. The transcript is spliced from 39 exons. NCBI's taxonomy places the organism in Eukaryota, Metazoa, Arthropoda, Insecta, Hymenoptera, Diprionidae. Bases 214 to 7653 code for a protein of 2479 amino acids. Gene Ontology annotation, cellular component: nucleus. Gene Ontology annotation, molecular function: protein binding; protein serine/threonine kinase activity. Gene Ontology annotation, biological process: protein phosphorylation; telomere maintenance; DNA damage checkpoint signaling. The record is from RefSeq and is a predicted model, not a curated record.
GGUAUAAAUUCUAUGAUAACAAGAAUUUUCGGAAUUUUUUGCUUUAGUUAUGAGGAUGGCAAUAUGGGCUCUUUGCGACUGAACAAAACAUCGCAUGUGUCAAGCAAAUUCUUUGUUAAUGCGAGCCCCUUUCAACCUUCAACCUUCCACCUCGUAUCGUCAAUACGAAGCUAUUCGUAGUUGGCAAAGAAAACGGAACCGUAAAUAAGAACCAUGAGCAGCGAGACUACUGCCGAAUUAUCAAACUCGAGUAACAGCAGCGUAGCGACUGCAGAAACAGUAUGGAGAGUGAUAAACAACCCUUUGGUCGCGAUAUUGUCGGACCUACAAAACAACACGGCAGAACGAACGAUUCGCGUCAUUUUGGGUUCUAUUCUCAAGGGGUCUGCCAACCUGACGAAUGUCUUGGUUCCCCCUCAAUCGGGUGGAGAAAACUACGAGAAUCUCGAGAGACAGUAUACAGAAUUCACAAUUUGGCUUUUUGGAACGAUGUUCUACAUAUCAGGUGCGCCGUUUAGUACAGAAGUGCACUCUAGCAGUUUAGAAGUACAAGCUUGUAUGCUGCGCAUACUAGCUACACAUUACCCGCCUAAUUUUAAUCGAAUAUCUUCAGAGCUGCUGGAUGUUUUGGAAGACACUGUAAAAUUUGAAGCAAAGUGUACGCCUGGAGAUCAGAUGGAGAUAACCAGAUUCCAGGCAGAGUCUGGUGUUAUAGGUUAUUUAGAUCUCAUUUCCUUGCCGCUUAAGAUUCCUGAAAGAAGGCUACAAUCUCUGCAGAUUUCUAUUUCAAAGAUCAUUUUAAAGAUUGGUGUUACACAAUGGAAUCAGUCAAGGUUGUGGGAUGUGUGUCUCAAAAUGAUCGUCGAUUCUUCUCCAGAUGUAAAAUUCCUUGCACUAAAAAUAGCAACGCAGAUGAUGGAACGAUCGCUAAUUGGACCAAAGGAUAAAUAUAUAAUCAUAGUCCGGACUAUAGAGAUGGUCAAGCUUAUUCCUACCUGGAAAAAUCUUGGUGUACUAUCGGCAGGCACAGAUGCAGUAUGGGCGGAAACUUUGACGAAUUUUGUUAGAGGGAUCGAAACUUCUCCAAUCGCCACCAGCCUCUGUUAUGAAGUCAUUGAUCUGACAAUCUGCAAUGAUUUUGAUGUAAGUUCUGAGCGUUUGAGAGAAGCGGCGUGCGCCAAAGUCACACGUUAUUUAUUGGACAAUCCAACCUCAUGUACUCCCGAGGAUAUAACCAAGUGUUCUAUUUAUCUUGAGAAUUGGACAGGUUUCCUUGAGAUAAUGCAGCACCUAGUGUUAAAUGACAUUGAAUCUUCGAUGGCUAAGCUUAAACAGAAUUCGUUGAUAACUAGCGAGACGUGGAGUAUCUUGGGGAAGAUUUUCACUGAUAAGUUACAACGUAAAGAAUUCCACUUCACUUUAGAAAUUCUGAAAUGUUCGAGCUGGCUCGACUUCCAGAUUGCUCAGGCCAAUAUUGAUGUUUCAUUUUAUGGAAGAGAGUCUGAAAGCAUAGCUCUGAUUUUCAUAAAUGAACUGCGUGGAAAAUCCAGUGUAAACCAAACUUUAAUUUUUGAGAAUAUAAAUCAGCUCUGCAGGCACAGAGAAGUCAAGAAUGUGGAGUUACACGAAGUUCUCUUAGAAUCCCUGCCACAUGUUGGACAGUCAUCUGUGAACGUGCGACAGCAAAUUGUCACUGCUGCGAAAUCCUUGGAUGUUACGAUGAAAAUAAAAUCCUUGGACACUCUCUGCCAGUUUGGAAAUUUCGAAAAACGUCUUCCGCUCAUCAAAAUCUGCGUCAUUUCCGACUACGUUGAGCUGGCAGUCGCUGCUAUUAGAAACCUUAAGUUUGCCAUCGGGGAAGGUAAAUCUUACUCCGUCACCUCUGUAAUAGAAAUAAUGAAUCUAGCCACAGCUUCGGCUAAGGAAGAGUUGCGUUUAGCCGCAGCCGAAUGUAUGGGAGGAAUAUUUUGUCUGCUUUCCGGUCGAGCAGUGCUCGCGAGAGAGGUUGACCGCUCGACUGAAUGGGUGAUAAAAUGUGCCGAUUGUGACAAGGUUCUUGCCGGGGAAAAACAGAGCGCAGUCUGCAAUGUCCCUUUUGAAGUAGAGCGAUUUUUAUUAUCGCAAUUUAAACUCUUCGCUACACUAUCGACGAAUCAACGUUUGCUCAUGUCUCGCAAUUUUCUGUCUUUCUCUAAUCACACUAAAUUCUUCAAUAGCAAUACAACGGCGAGAGUAUGGCUACCGUAUAUCAGAGACGAUAGCAAAAAACUGCGUGAAAAUGUUGGCAAAGCAAUUCUCUAUGUUAUACAAAACAAGAUCGAACUUCAAGAGGAGUCGAAAUGGGCUUCCCCAGAUUUGAAAGAGUUUGAAACGCUGCUUAUGCAGGUCCUUACUGAAGUUCUGGAAAGUGUUCUUGCAUCUCCAAAUCUCGAUUUACAUCUCACGAUCGUCGAAACUGCUCAGAAAGUGGCCAGUUUCAGAGAGCAUCUAUAUCGCAUGGAGGAACCACUGCUCAAAAUUUUCUUGAUAACGAUUCUUCACACCAAUUCAAACUCCAUAGUAAUAUCAACAGCGGUCGCUGCUUUCCAGGAAAUCGCUGCGUGCCAUGAAACUACGCCAAAGUUAUUGUACCAUCGCUACAAGCGAGGAUUUCUAGAUUUAAUGAUCGAAAUGGCGGUACGCAACUGCAUCAAUCACUCCUACAACUUGGCCACAUCUUUGCACAGAGCUGCUAAAUGCGUAGGGUAUCAAGGCUCUCGUCAGCUCUUGCACAAGGACGGAAACUAUGCUAUCUGCGCUCUACUUCCUUGGGUAAUCAAGUUUCCUCAAGUUAGAUGCUUGUGCAGCGACAUGGCUGAGCUCAUAACGAUGACCGAGAAGGACAUGUUCGUAGAGUAUUUUCAAUACAUCUGUCCUCACGUUUUGAUCAAUGAAAAUAAAUCUACGGGACAAAAGUGCCUUCUGUUGAUAGAAAGCAUCACCAAGACCAGCAUAAGCGAUCUUAUGAGCAGAUCUUUCAUGGGAAUAUUUAGUGAGCUAAUGCUGCAUUUUCAUACCCAUAUCGUCGACGUUAUCCAGCAUCUCGAGGUGCUUUCUCAAUUCGACAUGGAGUACGAAGGAAAGUUCGACUCUAGAGAAAAUGUUGCAGCUUACCUGAAGCCAAGACUCCACGGAGUCCUCGUCAAUCUGGACAGUAAUCUGAGCUCUAGAUCAGACGAAACUGUACAAAAAUUAGCGUUAGGAUCGUUAGCUGUUUUGAUGCAGUUUAUGGGAGAGAGGCACUUGACUCCGUUGCGAUUCAAACUGCUCGGCACUUUACGAACUUCGCUGAGUUUCAGCAGGCCUGGAUUUCAAGAACUAGUUUGCGACGCCUGGGACUCUUUCUUGCACAAUAUCGCCGUAGGAGAUCUAGGGCCCUUGAUUCCGACGAUCUUCAUAUCAUUGGCAACGCUUCUCGAACGUCGACCUGAUGAAACCAGUGCCAUGAUGGAGUACCUUGUGAUCGAACGGAACAGAGAAGUCGCUGAUUAUAUUCCUGAGCUGUUUUUCAUAGACGAUUUAAAAGUACCUGAAAAAAUAGCAGCCGUUGUCAAACAACACAUAGCUUCAACUCGACCAAAUAACUUUGAGGAUAAUUUGAGCAUGUGGUUGAAGCGCACGGUGCAUGAAACGCACGAAAUACGAUACAAAGCUCUCAUAUAUUUGAAAAAGUUUCUCGCAGACUCGCGCAGUCAUCUGAACGAUACGAUUCUUAGCGGGAAUGUCGUGGAUCCAUUAAUCGUAGAGCUGCUCGAUACUCUGUUGAAUGGGUGCAGGGACAAGGAUGAAAAUUUUCGAUUGGCCUCGGGCGAAUGUCUCGGAGAAUUGGGUGCGGUAGAACCGAGUCUUUUACCCCGCAGGAUCCAAUCAAAAGACGAAUCCAAGUUCAUCUUUGAAACCAACGAGGAAUUUGCUUGUCUCGCUCUUACCUGUCUCGUCCGAGCGUUUCAGUCGCAAAAAAAUACUCAAAGCAUGGGCUGCUUCGCUCUUGCUAUACAGGAAAUCCUCAAAACCUACAGCAUAUCUCCAGACGGUACCAAUCGCCACUGCUGGAAGCAGUUUCCGAAUACUAUACAACAAAUGAUUCAUCCCUUUCUGAACUCUCAUUACAAGAUUACUACGAUCAAAGAUGGCAACGAAUAUCCGCAUCCUAUCUAUGGAUCUGAAGAGGGUUCAACGUUCAACAAGUGGUCCUAUAACUGGAUAUGCAGUAUGUCCGACAGUGUGCAUGACUCUGCUUUGAAAAAUCUAAUAGCAGCUUGCAGGCCAGCGUUUAGACGGGAUGUAAAAUCGUUGGUAUUAUUCAUCCCCUAUGUUGUGUCCCAUAUAGUAGCAAAUGGAAAUCCAGGUGAAUGCAAUAAGAUUGGAGACGAAAUUUUAGCUGUGAUAAACGUUAUCGAACAGACAAGCGUGGACAAAAAUUUAGUCGACAGACGUCCCCUUCGUUAUCAGUCAGAGUCCGCAACUAAUAGUACAAGAAUUUCGGAUGAGGAUAAAAGGAUUCACUGCUCUCAAGUCGUUUUCUCGAUUUUGGAUCACUUGCAAAGGUGGCUGAGAGAGAGAAGAUCGGUACGUGAUGAAAAGUAUCGUUCCAUAAAACGCUUUUGCAAAACCUUCAAUAGCCUGAUACUGGCUCAGGGUUGUUACCAAACUCAGGAAUACCAUCGAUCGCUGAUGUACUUGGAGGAUCACAUGACAUCUAGUAAUCAAGGCCUUGCCGAGUCUAUGGAAACAGGUUUACUAGCGAAAAUAUACGCCCAGCUCGAAGAACCUGAUGGCGUCUCAGGCAUUCUGGCUACUCAGGACGAGGUUCCUACGCUUCAGCAGCUGGUACUGGCUCACGAAGUUAGUGGACAAUUGCAGGAUGCUGCGACAUGUUACGAAAGAUUGGCCCAAGGGAAAAACGUCAAGCCUAAAUAUUUGCAAGGGAUGGUGCAGUGUUAUCUUGGUCUCGAUCACCCUUUUACAGCGACAAACAUCACUGAGGGGAUUCUUAACAACAGACCUGAAUUGCAGCCUCUGAUUGUAGAUGAUGAGAUAUUCUGGCGUCUUGCCGAUUUUUCACAGCUGGACGAUAUGGCGAAAAAUACGGCAAAGAAGUCGCUUCUGAACGGAUUUAUCGCCGGAUUACCGCCAGAUCUUAGUUCUAUAAAACAAAGACUCGUUUCCAUGUUGGGAGCAGCCUCGAGACAAGGAACUUAUCAACAAAGCUAUCCUCAGAUAAUGAAGCUACAUAUUUUGAACGAGUUUGAAAAGGCCGCCGCCAUAAUGUUGGUUAAUCCUGAACAGCUGCCGGAUAUAUUUGACGAAUGGGAAAUGCGCGGGCAGCUGGUCAGAGCUUCUAGGGGAGUCGAAUCCGUCCUUAGCAUGCGAAGAGCAACCCUUGACCUGGCUGUUCAGUUACAAAGACAGACUACUGAAACUGAAAAUUCAAUUCUGAAACAAGAAAUUGGAAAAAUAUGGCUCAAGAGUGCCAAGAUCGCAAGAAAGUCAAGAUUGUACCAGCAGGCUUACAUGUACAUACUUUCUGCCAGCGACAGUUGUCCGCCUCAAGAAUUGUACAUAGAACAAGCUCAAUUGUAUUGGCAAAAGGGCUGUCAAGAAGAAGCUUUCACAACGUUAAAACGGUGUUUCGCUAAUUGUUUUCAACCCUCAGCUCAUUACAAACAGAUGCCGCCGGAUUCCUGUGUGGAGGAAAGACGGCAGUGUGCAAGGGCUAAGUUGCUCUACGCAAAAUACAACGACGAAACUCUGAACGUAGAUACUGACGGUAACAUCAGCAACUACAAGGAGGCCAUAGAGGUCUGGCGUGUUUGGGAAAAGAGUUUGCUGUCCUGUGCUCGUUAUUACGAAAGCAUUGUCGACCGAAUGUCAGACGAGGAGAGAGACGUAAAGGGCAGAGACCUGCAAAUCCACAUGAUGAACUACUACGGAAAAUCACUGCAGUAUGGCUGCAAGUACAUUCAUCAAUCCAUGCCUCGACUCCUUACCAUUUGGUUGGACUUUGCCUCUCGUCUUCAGGUCUCAAACGGUUCGUCUAAAAUUCGCGAGGAUGCUCUUACAAAGAUGACCAAGCUUGUUGAGGUGUACCUUGAAAGGCUUCCCACGUUCAUGUGGCUCACAGCUUUCAGCCAAUUGGUAUCGCGAAUAUGCCAUCCGUGUCGGGAAGUACAGAACACAUUGUGCUCUAUAUUGGUUAAACUGAUAUCCGCUUACCCUCAGCAUUGUUUGUGGAUGAUGGCCGCAGUUUUCAAGUCCGCUUAUCCGGUUAGGCAGAAACGAUGCCAAGAGAUCUUCAACCAUCCGGACCUUCGCGUUUCGCGACAUACAAAAUUAAUUCAGGAUUUCAAUAGGCUCUGGGAACGACUCAUUGAGUUAUCCAACAAGGCAAUACCGGAAAAAACUGCUUCGACCACAGUAUCGGCAUUGUCCAAAUAUCUACCAAGAUUGUUGGCUUCCUCGGAAUUUGGACAAAUCAUGAUACCGACAACAAAAUUCAGGCAGCUUCAUUUACCCUCGAAAGUAACACCGAUCGAGACCCACAAUCCAUUUCCUACUCAGUGGGCACACAUCGUUGGUAUCGAAGACAGAGUGAUGGUGAUGCAGUCCCUCCAAAGACCGCGUAGGAUAACGCUGCGAGGAUCGGAUGGGAGGCAGUAUCUAUUCAUGUGUAAACCGAAAGACGAUCUGCGCCGAGACUUUAGACUCAUGGAGUUCAAUGAUAUCGUUAACAAGUACUUGCAAAAAGAUCCAGAAUCUCGUCAGAGAAGGCUGUACAUUCGGACAUACAGCGUGGUACCGCUUAACGAGGAAUGCGGCCUGAUAGAGUGGGUUCAUAAUCUGGUCGGAUUUCGCCCGAUUCUUUUGGAUUUUUACAAAGAAAGGGGAAACUCCAUGUCGGCUCGAGAGCUGAAGAACGUUAUGUGCCAACUCAGAGAUCCUUUGGAAAAGAAGCGGAAAGUAUUUUUAGACGUUCUAUUACCCCGACAUCCUCCCGUUCUCGGCGAAUGGUUUCGCCUAACUUUCCCUGACCCAUACGGAUGGUACGAAGCCCGAACAGCGUAUAUCAGGACAACGGCAGUUAUGUCUAUGGUUGGUUACAUAUUGGGUCUCGGAGAUCGUCACGGAGAAAAUAUAUUGUUUGACUCUAAAUGCGGGGACUGCGUCCACGUGGAUUUUAAUUGUCUUUUCAACAGGGGUGAAUUUUUCGACUGGCCAGAAAGGGUCCCAUUUCGACUGACCAACAACAUGGUUGAGGCCAUGGGACCGCUGAAGUACGAAGGCCCGUUCAGAAGGGCCUGCCAAACUACAAUGAGAGUUCUCAGGGAACAAGCCACGACUCUUGUUAGCGUCCUGACACCCUUCGUCUACGAUCCCUUGCUCAGCUGGAAUAAAAAUCAGCCAGACGCAGCAGAGAAAACGAAUGAAAAGGCUGUGGAGAACAUAAAGAAUAUCGAACAACGUUUGAAGGGCCUGCUCAGAUCGCAGGGAAAGAAAGCAGAUAAUAUUGCAUUGAACCUGAGCGUUGAGGGACAAACAAAUCAUUUGAUACUGGAAGCAACUAACGUUGACAAUCUUUGCCAGAUGUACGUAGGAUGGGGUCCAUAUUUGUAAGGACUUUUUUCCACGAUCAGUCUCUGUUUAAUGUCAGAAAUCUGUUCUAGUACUUGUUUAUUUCUAACUACACUGUGUCGGAUUCGUGGAAUUAGAUGUAAAUACUAUACUUUGAUACUAA